AUGAACAUUCCUCUAACUGUCUCUAACGAUAUGCAGUAACAAAAUUUUUACUAGAUGAAUGAAUAUAGAUAAGUUAUAAAUAGAACUAAUUGCUUACAGAUGAUGUUCUCUCUACCAGGUGUCUAAGUUUAAGAGUAAUUUUUAAAGUAGUCCACAUUUAGUUUUAGUAAAUAUCGAGAUAUAUAUAUAUGUUAACAAAGGGAAAGGUUUUUCAAUAUAUUUCCAACAAACUUUUGUGGACAACCAGCAUUAUAAAUGCCAUUAUUUUCGAGCGUAAAAACUCAUGUUCCUGAGCGAUUUUGUGGGUAUAAUUUUAUUUUAUUUGUAUCAAGUGGUGACUUGAACCCAUUAUUAGUAUUUGUAAAGAAAAGUUAAUAAACAAAUCUUUAAUAAAUGCCUGAUGCACCAAUUCAAGAUGGAUUCUUUUUGAAAUUAGACAGAAAGUGGAGGUGCAGCUUAUGCUGUUUUAAUAGGUAAAAAUAAGAUUUAUUAUUUUUAGAUCUCCACUAGAUGUAAUUUAUAUGGAAAAUGGAUAAAAUGUGUUCUUAGGAUAAAUUGAAGUUCCAUAUGCUAUUAUACAUCAAACUUGCAAUAUAUAUGAUAGGAAUAAUAACCUAAAAUAUAAUAUCACUUAAAGGCUUUUGGGGGAAUCUACAAAGCUAAGCUUUUUUCCUUGGGAAGAGAGAGAGAGUCAACUUUUUUAAGGAUUCCAGAGGUUAAGUAAAUACUUAAAAAAUCAUUUUAGAUGGUUUCUUAGAUGAGAAAAUAAACAAAAAGUAAGUAGCUGCAAUAUUAAUGUUUGAAUGCAUGUACUUUUGA
Paramecium octaurelia is the source of this 819-nucleotide messenger RNA. Lineage: Eukaryota; Ciliophora; Oligohymenophorea; Peniculida; Parameciidae. The record is from the annotation of a GenBank genome assembly.